AAUAAGAACCGGCCCCCGAUGUAAACAGUACCCACAAUUCCCUUCAUCUCCUUCACUCCCGCCACCGCCAUGGGGAAGGAUAUUUCUCACAAACACGACCGAAAAGUGAAGCGACGGGAGCCCAAGUCGCAAGAUGUUUACCUCCGUCUGCUGGUCAAGCUGUACCGGUUCCUGGCACGACGUACGUACUCCCGGUUCAACCAGGUGAUUCUGAAGAGGCUGUUUAUGUCCCGCAUUCACCGGCCGCCCAUUGCCCUGUCCAGCCUGGUGCGCCUCGCCAAGAAGCCAGGACGCCAGGGGAGAAUCAUCACCAUUGUGGGAACCGUGACUGACGACCUGCGCCUCUACGACAUCCCCAAACUGACGGUGUGUGCCCUUCGUGUGACGGCCCGCGCCCGUGCCCGCAUCGAGAAGGCCGGCGGGGAGAUUAUUACCUUUGACAUGCUGGCUCGUCGCGCACCCACCGGCAAGAACACGCUGCUUGUGCAAGGCCGCAGGAAGGCUCGCGAGGCCUGCAAGAGGUUCGGCCCUGCCCCUGGCCUGCCCCACAGCCACACCAAGCCCCUGGUACGUUCGAAGGGCCGCAAAUUUGAAAGGGCUCGCGGUAGGAGGUCAAGCUGCGGCUACAAGAAGUAAACAAGCUAGAAAUGUGUGUUUGGGUCUGUCGGUAAAUAAAGGAAGGCUGUUUUACCGAUG
Messenger RNA from Scylla paramamosain (green mud crab), 696 nucleotides. It is a transcript of the gene RpL18, whose product is annotated as large ribosomal subunit protein eL18-like. The transcript is spliced from 5 exons. Gene Ontology annotation, molecular function: structural constituent of ribosome; RNA binding. The record is from RefSeq and is a predicted model, not a curated record. Bases 70 to 636 code for a protein of 188 amino acids. NCBI's taxonomy places the organism in Eukaryota, Metazoa, Arthropoda, Malacostraca, Decapoda, Portunidae. Gene Ontology annotation, cellular component: ribosome; cytosolic large ribosomal subunit. Gene Ontology annotation, biological process: translation.